AUGGAGAAAAUCUCGGAAAAGGUUGCGGCGCUACCUGAUGAUGCAUACUAUUUCUCUCUGGAGUUCUUCCCGCCAAAGACGGCAACGGGUUUGUCCAACCUCCAGGCACGUCUGGAGCGUAUGGCUCGAGCAUUGCGUCCGCUAUUCGUAACCGUAACAUGGGGUGCCGGUGGCAGCACAUCCGAAAGAUCUCUUGAAUUGGCUGCGACAUGCCAACGACAACUUGGAUUGACAACUUGCCUCCAUCUUACCUGCACUAAUAUGAGCCGGCCGCUCAUUGAUCAAGCAUUGGAGAGUGCUAAAGCUCUUGGAAUUAGAAAUAUUUUGGCCCUGCGUGGCGACCCUCCUCGGAGCAACGAAUAUCAUGAGGACGAGACACUCCCCGCGACCCAGGACAGCAAUGUCGAAUUCAAGUAUGCCGUUGACUUGGUACGAUACAUCCGAAAGCAGUACGGAGAUUACUUUGCCAUUGGUGUGGCAGCUUACCCAGAAGGCCACACGGAUGAGUCGUACCCCGAAUAUCUGGAUGCGGCAAAGGAUAUACCUUACCUCGUCGAGAAGGUCGAGGCUGGCGCCGACUUUAUUUUGACUCAGCUCUUCUUCGAUAUAACGUCUUUCCAGAAGUUUGAGAGUACGCUGAGAAAUCAUCCGUCUGGGGCAUUCAAGACGAUUCCCAUCAUUCCGGGACUGAUGCCUGUACAAAGUUAUGCCAUCCUGAAACGGACGACAAAGCUGAGUCAUGCAACUCUUCCCGAGGACGUCACAGCUAGGCUCGACGAAGUCAGGGGAGAUGACGAGGCUGUCAAGAGGGUCGGCGUGGAUAUCAUCAGCGAGAUUGUAGAGACGAUCAAGAGAUCACCCUCUCCUGGCGCUCGAGGCUUUCACUUUUACACAUUAAAUCUAGAAAAGGCGGUCGCCUUUAUUCUUGAGCGAUGCCACCUGAUACCCCCUUCUACACCAAUGACGCCAGCUGAUGAUUUCUCCGUGGUUGAGGAUGGAGACAGCUUCCAGCUAGACGAACAGAAAAAGAAGGAGCGCCGUCGGUAUUCCUCCACUAACUCCAUGCCCCGAAACCGCGUCGUGGUGGAACAUUCCUCUGGGACUGGGAACAGGCCGUUCGAAGCUCCUGAAUCUGAGGUUGGCGUUCCCAGAGAUCUAGUCAGUUCUCGCGCAACUACACUGGCUAUUUCCGAGGGCGAGGGUGCUCUUGGCAGAGAAGCAACGUGGGACGACUUUCCCAACGGUCGAUGGGGAGACUCAAGAUCACCUGCGUAUGGUGAAAUUGACGGUUACGGGCCCUCUCUCCACGUCUCCACUGCCCAGGCCACCAAACUCUGGGGAUAUCCUGUCACGAGAGACGACAUCUCCCAAAUCUUUAGUCGUCACAUUACGGGCGAGCUCGAUGCUAUCCCUUGGAGCGAGGAGGCUCUCAGUGAAGAGACCCAGACCAUUCGUAACGAAUUACUAAAGCUCCAUCAAAAAGGAUGGUGGACUGUUGCCAGUCAGCCCGCCGUCGACGGCGUUCGCAGCGACCACAAAGACUUUGGUUGGGGCCCGAGAAACGGUUUCGUGUUCCAAAAGGCCUUUGUAGAAAUCUUCCUCCCUUCUGCCGACUGGGCUAAGCUGCAAAAGAAGAUUUCCGCCCUCGACGAGGUCUCUUACUUUGCAGGAAAUGCCGCUGGCGACUUUGUUUCCUCGGAUGAAGAUGCCGUGAACGCAGUGACUUGGGGUGUCUUUGCUGCUAAAGAAAUAACCACCCCCACCAUCAUCGAGAAAGAAUCCUUCAAGGCCUGGCUCGAAGAAGCAUACACCAUCUGGGAAGAAUGGCAGCGCGUCUACCCUCCCCGAUCACCUUCCGCCAAGCUGCUCCGCGAGACCCGCGACGACUCCUGGCUCAUCAGCAUCACCCACCACGCCUACGUGCAGCCGAACGCUCUCUGGGAUCUAUUACUCGAAGACUAG
Xylona heveae TC161 is the source of this 1962-nucleotide messenger RNA. RefSeq names its product methylenetetrahydrofolate reductase 2. Gene Ontology annotation, cellular component: cytosol. Gene Ontology annotation, molecular function: methylenetetrahydrofolate reductase [NAD(P)H] activity; FAD binding. NCBI's taxonomy places the organism in Eukaryota, Fungi, Ascomycota, Xylonomycetes, Xylonales, Xylonaceae. Gene Ontology annotation, biological process: tetrahydrofolate interconversion. The transcript has 5 exons. The record is from RefSeq and is a predicted model, not a curated record. Bases 1 to 1962 code for a protein of 653 amino acids.